This is a messenger RNA of Cydia strobilella, 813 nucleotides long. RefSeq names its product circadian clock-controlled protein daywake-like. The record is from RefSeq and is a predicted model, not a curated record. The coding region runs from base 76 to 804 and encodes 242 amino acids. NCBI's taxonomy places the organism in Eukaryota, Metazoa, Arthropoda, Insecta, Lepidoptera, Tortricidae. The transcript has 5 exons.
UUGCAACAUUAGUAGUUUAUAAAACCGAGUAGCAAGCAACUGAAAGUGUAGCCUGUUUCAAGUGCUGUUGGGAGCAUGCUAGCACUGUGCCUGUUAUUGUGCGUUUUGGCGUCAGCCACCGGCUUGGGUCUACCCGAGUACAUCCAGUCUUGUUCAAGGAAUGACCCUAAUUUAAACGCGUGUGCUCUGAAAUCAGCGAGGGAUUCUCUCCAACAAUUUUCCAUGGGCGAUCCGAGCAGGGGUCUAGACCCGCUGGACCCGCUUUUCGUGCCUGUGAUGACAGUAUAUAUUCCCAAUGAAAACGGCCUGAAACUUGUCUUUAACGACAAUUCCUUUAGCGGGCUUUCAGUACUGCGACUUGAUGAUUUUAAGUUUGAUCUGAACAAGAAAAUGAUAAUGGUUGAUGCUUUGGUAAAUCUGGACGUCACGAGCAAAUACGAUCUCAGCGGGAAACUAUUGGUAAUUCCUAUCAAGUCGUCUGGCGAUUCCUCUAUUAAGCUCAAAAACGCUAAUCUUCACAUUCGCUUCUGGUACGAGCACGUCGAUGGCGACGAUGGAAAAAUUCAUUGGAAAAUAACAAAGCACGAUAUUAAAUACGAAGUGGAAAAGGCCAGUUUUCGCCUAGAAAAUUUAUUGAAUGAUAAAAAUAUUGGUGACCAAGUGAAUCGCUUUUUAAACGAAAAGUGGCGAGAGAUAGUGGCAGACGUGGGCCCCUCCAUCUGUCAGUCUCUGAGCACGGCCGUAGUCCAAAACCUGGACAAACUUCUCGCUCAAGUUCCCUACGACGAUCUUUUGCCCGAAUAAAAUUAAUAA